AUGAAACCGCCGAACCUCAGUAAAAAAGAGAUGACGAAGAUAGACCGCUACGUGUACAAGCUGGCGGCAAUCGAACUUACUAAAAAGAACCAUACAUCCCUCCCUGAAAAAGAACUUAACGAUACCGCUAUGCUGGAAUACAACGAGACAGCUAGGGUCUUCAUCGAGCAGUCUUUAACUGAUGCAAAAAGCUUUCGGAAUGAAACUCGCUGGGGGCUGUAUGGCUUUCCAUAUUGCAACUACAACGCUGGAGAAAAGAACGAGACCAGAUGUCGCGAGGACUACCGAAACUACAACAACAGGAUGAUGUACAUCUACAAUGCAAGCCAAGCGCUGUAUCCUUCAAUUUACCUCAAGAACUCCUCCACUCCAGAAUGCAACUUCCGAUACGUACAG
This is a messenger RNA of Ostertagia ostertagi, 396 nucleotides long. The record is from the annotation of a GenBank genome assembly. NCBI's taxonomy places the organism in Eukaryota, Metazoa, Nematoda, Chromadorea, Rhabditida, Trichostrongylidae.